AUGGAGCAGGCCAUCAAUUACGGUAUUUUCAAACUUUUCGCUCUAAUGCCAAUACUGGAGAAUAUGGAUUGUCAAAUGUGGAAAUAUUUCAUAAAUGUGUGCUACAGUUUGUGUGUGAUUGCAUACAUUGUACUGCAACAGGUUAUUGUCUACAAUAUUCAGCUGUAUCAAGAUUUUUCUGGCUGGUUUAUCAGCUCCACUGUACUCCUUACUAGCUUCGUUGUCCUCGUGCAAGCAUUAGCGAUGGGAAACGGCAUGCAGCAGCUACUGGUGGAACUGAUGGAAAUUGAUACUAUGCUGGACGUUGACGAGCGUAAUCAUGCAAAGCGCCACUUCAGUGUAACAUUCUACUGUAUGUACAUUGUGGGAUUCGGGAGAAUCCUUUUUCGUACCAUCCUACUCACAUACCUCGGAUUGAGACCGCUGGGCGUAGCAUUGCAGCUAAUCAUUCCAUCGAUGAUUGUUUUAUCGCGCAUUAAUUUUCAAAUCUACCUAAUGGACCUUAUCGCAUCACAGCUUCAAACGAUUGCAACGGAACUAUCCAUCUCGCUGCAAGACGACGGUGGACGAUGCGCCAGUGAUGAAACGGACACUAUACAGCAGCUUCAGUGUAUACUGCAACGGACGGAGUACAUGUUUGGACGGUUGCAAAAAUGUCUACAAAUGGUUAACUCGCUAUUCGGCUGGUCAACGGCCGCGAUUGUGGUGCUCGUGUUCGUUGGCAUUACUUUCCAGUUUCGGAUUUCUAUGCAGCCAAUGCCGUUUGGUGCUCCAGUUGUAGAAGUACUGUAUUCGAUCAUUUUGCUAUUCGGUCUGUGUCGUUCGUCAAGUCAAUCCGUGGAAAUGGUUCACGAAAUCAAACGCAUUUUACUAAGACCCUUCUACAAUGCAUCACUUUGGGAUCAGAUCAACAAUUUUAUCGUGCGCACCAAACUGGAACCAUUCGUAUUUACCGCCAACGGGCUGUAUUCGAUUAAUUACGGACUGUUCGGUUCGACGCUCGCCGCUUCCGCAACGUACAUCGUUAUAAUGCUUCAGUUCGAGCAGAAAACGACAGACGACUAG
Anopheles maculipalpis is the source of this 1065-nucleotide messenger RNA. RefSeq lists its product as uncharacterized. The record is from RefSeq and is a predicted model, not a curated record. Gene Ontology annotation, cellular component: axon; dendrite; membrane. NCBI's taxonomy places the organism in Eukaryota, Metazoa, Arthropoda, Insecta, Diptera, Culicidae. The transcript has 4 exons. Bases 1 to 1065 code for a protein of 354 amino acids. Gene Ontology annotation, biological process: sensory perception of taste.